UCUGCGCUGGUGUUUGGUGGCAGCGUUUCUCUUCACUGCAGGGGCAGCUUCAUUCUCUCCUCCAGGAUGUCGGGCCUUCUGAGCAGCUCUCUUCUGUUUUUCCUUUCCCUGACGCUGUUCCAGAUCCACACACCAGAGGCAAAGCCUCUGUCCGCCAUGCAUGGAGGCAUUCGCAGUUAUGACGUUCCAGUUCGUCUCCGCAGAGAGCUGCGCGAUUCGGUGCCCUAUGAGGCCCAGAUGAUCUCCUACCCCUCCGCUGACUACAAGAGCCGCAGCAAUGACUUGUACUACCCGCCAGACGUCCUAAGAGCUCAGGGUUUGGGACAAGCCCUCCAGCGGCUGGUGGAAAGUGAUCAGAGGCGGGAACAGGAGGCAGCUUAUUUGGCUUCAAUGCUGCGGCUCCUCAACGAGGCACAGGGCACCGGACAGGGCAGAGCUGGGGACCAGGAGGAAGACGGGGGGGAUUUUCAGGGCCCAUAUCCUCCUGAUUAUGAUGAGACGGAGCAGGCUGUGAGCAUGGCCAAACCACAGGCUUCAUGGCAGGGUCUUCUAGAUCCUCAGCUCACUCAGGCUCUGCUCAACCGCUACAAGCAGGAGAGACUUGUGCAGGCCGGACUCGCAACCGCAGCCAACAGGAUUCCAGACCGAGAGCAGGACAAAGAUCAGGAGAUGCUCAGAUACCUUGUGGAGAAGAUCCUCUCCAGCCUUGCAUCAGGUGGCAACCAGGGAAGCUCUUCAAACCCGAGAGCCAAACGAGACCUGAGCGCAGUGUCUAGCAUAGAGAGACCCAUAAAACCUGCCCUCAAACGCUCCCGUCGCUCUCUAGACUCCGCCCCCGGCCCCCAGCCAGAGGCAUCACUGCUGAGGGUGAAGAGGCUGGAUGAUGAUGAUGUAGAUGAAGAUGCACUCGCAGGCCAAAGCAACAGAACGCCACACAUCGGCCUGCAGAGAAUGAAGCGCAUUGACACUGACCUGCCGCCUCCCAAAAAACACAGCCGCAAGCGCAGAGCCCUGAGCUACGACCCGGCCCUGAUCGCACAGCAUAUCUUGCAGUACCUCCCAGGCUAAAAACCAUGCAGAGAGAAGAAGAAAAUCCACACAGACAGACGUGAGCAAGAGUUUCUGAUGGGGAACGCAACAUUUCACUUGCUUACAUAUACGCCAGCAUUCAUCGUCAUGCGCAGAAAACCAAUCUCACGCUGCACUACAUGAUUUUACUCUCAUUUAGUAAUUGUCUUGUUUUUUAUUUAUUUAAAAUGGUGAAACAUUCUUAAAUCGAGAUGCAUUUACUUAAAGGGUGCCCAAACUUUUUCUUAUGAAGGGCCAAAAACCAAACUUGAUUGAGGGCUGUGGGCAGAAGAUAUAUUACAAGUUGCCAUGGAUGAUUUCCUCAACCUUUUCAAAAUCAGUAGAAAACAUUACUUUAAUCAUAUUAACUAAUGCAUUAUAUAUAUUUUUAAUAUUAUAAUAAACCUAAUAUAAUGAAAACAAAAGAAUUUGUCGGCGCCAGUGGUGUAGUGGUUAGUGCGUCAACACAUGCACUCCGGUGCUCACGGCGACCCGAUUCCAACCUCGCGGUUCUAUGCCGCUCCCUCCCCUCUCUCUGCUCCCCAUACUUUCCUGUCAAUACUCUACACUUUCCUAUCUAUUAAAGGUGAAAACCCUGAAAACAUUAUUAUAAAAAUAAAUAAAUAAAUAAGAAUUCCAUUUAUAACACAAUGGAGUUUAAUGCUGAAUACACUAGUCAAGCUGCCCCUGCCUUUGCCUUGAUUUGCUUAUUGAGGACUGAUUUGCGCUCUAUCCGUUGAGCAACAGUAUGUUCAUUUUAAAAAUAAUAUCGGAUUCAUUUACUACAUUUAAUUGAAACAAUAAUUCAGGUUUGUCUUUUGUAGCUCAAAAAGAAAACUAACAUAUGAAAGCUUACGUUGAAUUAGAAAUUACUGGAUUAAAAGCAUUAACCCCAACUAGGCAUGAGCCGGUAUAAGAUUCUGACAGUAUGCUAACCUUGGAUAAAAACAUCACGGGAUUGUGAUUACUGCUCUAAAAUAUGCUCUUUUUAAAUGCCUGGGUAAAAAAAAAAAACUUUUCCCAACUUUGAACACAAUAUAUUUUAUUUUGAGAAACAUUUCAAAUAUUUCGGAGCAGUAAACAUGUCAGACUUAAUAAUUCAAAUGAAUCAAUGAGUGCGUUUACAUGGACACAACUUAAUACGAUUAAUAUAGUACUCUAAUUAAGAGUCUACCAUGUAAACAGUGAUUUUUGAUUAAUUUAAUUAGAGUAAGGUCAUAAUCGAACUAAAGAAAAAUCUAAUUAAGACAUGUGAAGAGUUCAGAUGCAAAAACCUCUAAAUGACAUCUGAAAUGUUCUCCUAAAAUGAUCAUUUUUCUCAAACUCCUAUUUUUAUGUUUAAGUAUUUCACUUUAAAAGCAAUGAAAAGAACGUAUUCAUCACUAUAAAAGUUAAAAUUCAGAGCCUACACACAAGAGUCAGAGAUAAAUGCUAAUUUUAGAAGAAAAUAUCAAAUGGCUUUUAGAGGUUUUUGCAUCUAAACUCUUCAUGUAGAGUAUGCCGAUUAUAGUCACAUUAUUGAAGUGCAGUACAGAUAUGUAAACACUGCAAUCAAACUAUUACCGUCAGGUAGGACUUUUCGCUGCGUUUUGCGACAGGAUAGUCACACACACACACACACACACACAAGACUGUUUGACACUAUUUCACUGCUCUUUGCACCUACCGAGUUAGUGACCACAGACACAUACAUCGUGAAAUGCAAAGGUUUUUUUCUCCCAUUCAGCGUGCGGCCUAAAAAUUAAUUAAAACAACACUCUUCCAGCAGGUCAUAGUUGCAUCCAAUAUCUCAUUUGUCACGGGGGCAUGCAUGAAAUGCUCCUGAAUGAAAGUGAAAGUGCCAAACUGCAGUUAAAGUCCACAAAUUAAAAAUGAAACACCUGAAAUUACAUGAAACUGCGGAGGAAAGGUGGAUAGUGCAGUGACAUUAAUCGAAUUAUGUGCUAUAACAUUUAAAACAGGAUCAUGAAAGUAACAUUCAAAGAGUAACUCGCGUAAACACUUUAAUCAUAUUGUUGUCUUAAUUAUAUCAAGGUAAAUGAUUUGAUUACUGAUGUCCAUGUAAACGUAGUCAUUGACUUCUGCUCUCUUCAUUAGUUUCAAAAACAUCGAUUUCUUUAAUUUAAAAUGGCAUCUUUGGAUAUCUUUUCUGCUGAAAAUGCUGAUUUGCCAUGAUGACAGUACAUAAUAUUUGACUAGAUAUUCUUCAAGAUACUAGUAGUCAGCUUAAAGAGACAUUUAAAGGCUUCACUUAGGUAAGUUAGGGUAAUUAGGCAGGUCAUUGUGUAGUGAUGAUUUGUUCUGUUAACAAAUAAAAAAAUAUUGCUUAAGGGGGCUAAUAAUAUUGACCUUAAAAUGGUUUAAAAAUGAACUUUUAUUCUAGCCGAAAUAAAACAAAUAAGACUUUCUCCAGUAGAAAAAAUAUUACAGGAGAUAUUGUAAAUAAAAUUCAUUGCUCUGUUCAAACAUCCUCUUUUCUUAAAGAUCAUUUGGGAAAUAUCUGAAAAAGAAAACUAAUAAUUCUGACUUGAACUGAAUAUGGCUCCCGGUGAUACAUUGAGGUCUUAAAGGGACAGUUCACCCAAAAAUCCUGCCAUCACAUGUGCAGACUCAAUUUGAUUUGCCUACAGUAUAUGCUGUUGCUGUUGUUUUUUACUGUUCAAAUCAAUUUUAUUAAACGUUUUUAGUGCAACAAACAUGUCAGAAACUUACACUGAAUAAUAAGAUAAUAUACAUCAUUCAUGUCAUUUGAAUCCUGACCCCCACAUGAAAAAUAGAAUAAAGAUAAUAAUAAAUAAUUAAAUUAUAGCGAAAUAAAUAAACAAACAAAUAAAAUAAAUAAAUAAAAAAUAAGGACAUAUGAAAAGUUUAGAUGCAAAAACCUCUAAGUGCCGUCAGAAAUUUCCAUCGAAAAUGAGCAUUAUUCUCAGUCUUCUUUGUUUAUGUUGUGUUAUUUCACUUUGAAUACUAUGAAAAGGACUUAUUCUUUGCCAUAAAAGUGAAAUUACUGAAGCUACACACAGGAGUCUGAUAAAAAUACUCAUUUUAGAAGAAAAUUUCAGACGGCAUUUAGAGGUUUUUGCAUCUGAACUCUUCAUAUUUAUUUGACAAAAAGGCAGAUUACAUUUCUUUUGUCCACGUUGAUUGUUUUUUACUUUUAAAGCUAAAAACCUACUUUAAAGGGACAGUUCACCCAAAAAUAAAACUUCUGUCAUCAUUUGCUCAUCCUCCACUUGUUCCAAACCUCUUUGAGUUUCUUUCUUCUGUUAAACACAAAGGCAGAUAUACUGAGGAACGUUGGAAAUAAACAACCACUAUCUUCAAGUCUUUUUUAGUUCCCUAAUAUGGAUGUAAAUUGUUGUUUUUUAACACUCUUAAGUAUAUUCAUUUAAGUUCAAAAAGUGUGAAUAAAUAGUGAUAGUUUAAAUUUUUGGAUUAACAUUAUAUGGAUUAAAAAGUCACUUAAAUCAUGAUUAGUCUAAGUAAAUUGAGUAAAUCAAGGUCAAAUAUAAAUUUUUGGGUGCACCGUCACUUUAAACUAAGGUUUUUCUGAGCCUAAUUGGACAAAUUGUACAAUUUAUUCAGCUUAAUUUAGUCAGAAAACAAGAUUUAAUAUCUUAAGUUCAUUUCAAGUAUCUGCAUCUCGAUUUAAAAAUAUUUCCAUAUUUACAAUGAAAAACAAGACAAGAUAUGAAUGAAAUCAUUUGUUGCAGUGCAGACCUGCUUGCCAAGCUAUUCUGAUAUGAUGUUACUCUGUUUCGAUGUUAUACUACAAUAAAUCCCACACAGAUAA
This is a messenger RNA of Danio aesculapii, 4861 nucleotides long. It is a transcript of the gene pcsk1nl, whose product is annotated as proprotein convertase subtilisin/kexin type 1 inhibitor, like. Gene Ontology annotation, molecular function: endopeptidase inhibitor activity. NCBI's taxonomy places the organism in Eukaryota, Metazoa, Chordata, Actinopteri, Cypriniformes, Danionidae. The record is from RefSeq and is a predicted model, not a curated record. Gene Ontology annotation, biological process: negative regulation of endopeptidase activity. The transcript has 3 exons. The coding region runs from base 67 to 1068 and encodes 333 amino acids.